GUAGUCGCUGGUAGCCGAGAUUUCGGAUGGACUGUGCUGGUUAAUUUCCAUAGGAAAACAAACGUUGAUGAUAGCAGUCAAAUGGUCUACAUUUUAGAUGUGUUUAUGGGAUUCAAAAGUGAUAGCAUCGAUGAAAACCACAGUUUAGCUCAGCUACAACCAAUUGCCGAAGGAGCGUACGCAACCUGGGAUGUUGUUUCGAUCGCGCUAGACUGUGUAGAUGAAAUCAGCGCAGUCCGAUUGAAGCUGCCUCGUAAACUUGACUCUAAUACGAAAGGCAUUAUAGAACAGAUGAUCAAGAGUGUCAAACAAAGGUUCGCCAAAAUUCCACUUCUGCACCCUGUGAAUGAUAUGCGGAUUAGUGAACCAGCUUUUGUCCACGCUGUAGAAAAGGUUUCUGAGUUGGAACAAAGAAGUUUGUGUGCCAUUUGUCGAAUCUGCGCCUGA
Messenger RNA from Strongylus vulgaris, 447 nucleotides. The record is from the annotation of a GenBank genome assembly. NCBI's taxonomy places the organism in Eukaryota, Metazoa, Nematoda, Chromadorea, Rhabditida, Strongylidae.